UCAAGACAAAAGAUCUUCUUUUGCAUCAAGACAAGACUAAAAGUGUUUAUCCUAAACUAUCCCCAGAAGUUGAAUCUAUCUGAUUCAGACAACUCUCUCUCUCUCUCUCUCAAGACCGUAUCUUUCCGACAAAGCUUAAACCCUCACCACAGCGAUGAAUUCACAUCUCUUCCGAGUAAUCUGUAUACUCCACUCCGUUAUCGCACUCACAAGUGGGACCCUGAUGAUGUUCUACACAGAGAAAGCUUCAAUCUUUGGACACGGCAGCGACAUAGCUAACAAGCUCAAAGGCUCAACGCCUCACGACGAGAUACUCAUCCAGAUCUCUCAAUCUUUCUCCGGUUUGCUUCUCUUUGCCAUAGGUUUGGUGCUUUUCAUGGUGUCGUUUGUUAAGGAUAGAGAGUUUCAUAGCUUCUUCGCUGGAGGGUCUGUGAUUCUCUAUGUGCUUAUGGCUUUGUGGAGAGUUGUGUUUGAGUGGAAGAUUGAAGAUCUUGCGUUUGAGUGUCCUAAGCAAGCUCUUGGAGAUAUUGCUUUGGCUGUCUCUUGGGUUUUCUUCCUAGUUUAUACUUGGAGGGAGAAGUAUGAUUGAUUGAUUGAUACCGUCAGCUUAAGGGAAAGUGAAGUGUUUAGAUCAAAAACCACUGUCGGUUUUCAUAGUUGUCAGAAGAUUAAGUGUGAAAAGAUUUGGAUUUUGUAGUUGAAAUAGAGAAAAAUUGUCAAUGAAAAUAAUGUGUUUGCUCCAUCUCCAUUAGCUGCUUCUUCUUCUUCAAUACAUACAUUGAAGGUUUCUUUUUUGUUCAAGAUUGAAAGGUAUUGAAAGGUGAAGCCUUUCCUUAAUACUUCACUCACAUAUGCUUCAUUCAGAGUCUAUAUAGCUUAAUAAAACUCAAUUCCCU
Eruca vesicaria subsp. sativa (arugula) is the source of this 896-nucleotide messenger RNA. The record is from the annotation of a GenBank genome assembly. NCBI's taxonomy places the organism in Eukaryota, Viridiplantae, Streptophyta, Magnoliopsida, Brassicales, Brassicaceae.